CAAAUGAAUGCGCAGAAGGCUUGAUGUGCAAAAAGUACAAAAUUGAAAUCACGACAUAAUUAAUUUAAAAUAAAAAUUUUAACCGAACACAUUAUAAUCUAAAAAUCCACGUUUAAGAUGAGUGAUAAAAAUCACGAAAAAAAGCAAGUCCGAGUUUGGUGCGAUGGAUGUUACGAUAUGGUUCAUUUCGGUCACGCAAAUUCUUUACGUCAAGCGAAAGCCCUUGGAGAUGUUUUAAUUGUUGGAGUGCAUACAGAUGAAGAAAUAUCAAAACACAAAGGGCCCCCUGUUUUUACACAAGAAGAGCGUUACAAGAUGGUUAAAGCUAUUAAAUGGGUAGAUCAAGUUGUAGAAGGUGCUCCUUAUGUGACUACUUUGGAGACACUGGACAAGUAUCAAUGUGAUUUUUGUGUACACGGAGAUGACAUAACGGUUACUGCUGAUGGGAUUGACACAUAUCAUUUAGUGAAAAAAGCUGGCAGAUACAAGGAAGUACAGAGGACAGCUGGUGUAUCUACAACGGACUUAGUUGGGAGAAUGUUAUUACUCACUAGAGAACAUUUUAAGAGAGGUGAGAAAGAAUAUUCAGUAGCUUUAGAGCAUUCAUCGAAUCUUGGAACAGAUUCAACAGCCAGAUCCCCUUACACAGGCUGCUCCCAGUUCCUGCCUACAACACAGAAGAUCAUACAAUUCAGUAGUGGACUCUCCCCUAAACCUACCGACAAGGUCGUAUAUGUUGCCGGUGCCUACGAUCUCUUCCACGUGGGUCAUUUGGAUUUUCUGGAGGCAGCUCAUAAACAAGGAGAUUUCCUCAUCGUUGGUCUGCACACAGACUUAGAAGUAAAUCGCUACAAGGGAUCCAACUACCCAAUCAUGAACUUGCACGAAAGGGUAUUAUCGGUGUUGGCUUGCAAAUACGUGCAUGAAGUUGUGAUCGGUGCUCCGUACAGCGUGACCGCGGAACUGAUGGACCAUUUCCGAGUGAAGGUCGUCUGUCAUGGUCUCACGCCCAUCGCACCGGACGCGGACGGCGCAGACCCCUACAAGGUGCCUAAACAACGGGCCUGCUUCAAGAUCCUGAACUCGGGGAAUACGAUGACGACAGAAGACAUUGUCCAACGGAUAAUACGUCAUCGACUUGAAUUCGAAGUGAGAAAUUCUCGUAAAGAAAAGAAAGAGCUUGCCAUGAUGAAAGGAUUCAAGAAUAACCACAAAACUGCGGAAAAAUCACAGAAUGGAGACUGCGCCAUCGAAAAUUCCAGUUAAAAAAUAACAGAUCUUGAAAUUCACUUAUUCUUGUGUAAGUUAUGUUUUAAAUUCAACUGUAAUAAAUGGAUCAGCAUUAGUUUUUAUUAAAAAUAUUUUUCAAUCAAAUUACGUUACGGGACUUUACGGUUAAACGGUUGGUUCGGUGGUUGAAAUCACAGUUAUAAAUGGUUUAAAUUAGUUAAAUAUUAAUGUGCCAUAAUUACGUGGUCCAAUAAUUUUUUCUAUAUAAUAUAUUUCAUUAUAAGUUGUAUUGGUUUUAAAAACAAUCUCGGUAAAUGUUUAAACUUUAUAAACACUCCGCCUGUGUAUAAAAUGAAAACUGCUGUGGAUGUAUCUGAAAAUAUUUUGUAAAGACAUAAAGUGUAGAAAUUAUUUGUAUCUAUAUCUUACUUUUUCAUCGCAUGAUCGUUUCAGUCAUAGCUUAUUCUAUAUUAUAAAUCAAAAUGUUCUCAAACUUGUAAUUGAAUAUUUAGUUCAGUUUAUUUAUUUGCUGAUAAUGAUAAUAGCAUUGCCUGUGUUAGGAAUUCGACUAAUUUGUAACGAAAAAACAUGUGUGUUUUAAUUUUAUUCGCCCAAACAGUUAUUAUUAUACAACAGUUUUUGGGGCAUAUUUAUAGCACCUUUUGCUUAAAUAUUAAUUCUUCUCUCGUUAUACAGGGUGAUUUUUUAUGAUUCCCAAGAUUAUUAAGGUGAUUGGAUUUUCUACGAUUGAUGUGGAGCACUAGUGCUAGUCACGAUUAAAGGAUUUCUUUAAUAACUUUAUCAUAACUUUAUAAAUAACUUUAUAGGCAUCUUCUAUAACUUUAUAAAACAGUUAUGAAAAAUAACAUUGAAUCACAUUUAAAUUCAUCCAUUGUACCCUACUUGGACUUUAUAAUUUGACGGCUAUGUUUUCCUAAAUAGAGUUUGAACCUCUGUAGAUGUACGAAUAUGGAGAUGGCAUUUAUAAAGUAUAGACAGUAAAUGCCAAAACAAUAUGUAGCCAACAUAAUUCUGAAAUGUCAAAUAAAUUCUUAUUGAAUCUUGUUAAAGGCCAAACUUAAACAUUGGGGCAAGGGCGUCUCCCUUGUCACGAAAUGAAUAGAGUAUAUACCCCAAUUGUUUUAAAAUUUUGAAUAGGAAAAGACAAUGAUCCAUGAAAGUUUAUUGUCAGUCAUCUAUGCACUUAGGAAAAAUUGCCUAAAAAGAUUAAUUUACCAUU
Molecule: messenger RNA, 2470 nt
Organism: Bombyx mandarina (wild silkworm)
Lineage: Eukaryota; Metazoa; Arthropoda; Insecta; Lepidoptera; Bombycidae
Gene: Pect
Product: phosphoethanolamine cytidylyltransferase
Biological process (GO): phosphatidylethanolamine biosynthetic process
Cellular component (GO): cytoplasm
Molecular function (GO): ethanolamine-phosphate cytidylyltransferase activity
Source: RefSeq, a predicted model, not a curated record